This is a messenger RNA of Nycticebus coucang (slow loris), 1047 nucleotides long. Its product is annotated as putative olfactory receptor 2I1. Gene Ontology annotation, molecular function: olfactory receptor activity; G protein-coupled receptor activity. The transcript has a single exon. Lineage: Eukaryota; Metazoa; Chordata; Mammalia; Primates; Lorisidae. Gene Ontology annotation, biological process: G protein-coupled receptor signaling pathway. The record is from RefSeq and is a predicted model, not a curated record. Gene Ontology annotation, cellular component: membrane.
AUGUGCUUCCAACCCUUGCCCCAGCCCAUCCCCACAUUCCAGAGUUUUCCUUCGCUUAUAAGGAAACCUUCUAAACCUUCUGGCAGUUUUCUUCCUUAGGCCAACCACAGCACAGAGGAGAGCUUCCUCCUGCUCGGGUUCUCCGACUGGCCCUGGCUGCAGCCGGCCCUCUUCGCCUUUGUCCUGGUCUGCUACCUCCUGACUCUGACCGGCAACGCGGUGCUCGUGCUGCUGGCGGUGCGCGACCCGCGUCUGCACACGCCCAUGUACUACUUCCUCGCCCACCUGGCCCUCCUGGACGCGGGCUUCACCACCAGCGUGGUGCCGCCUCUGCUGGCCACCCUGCGCGGCCAGUCACUCUGGCUGCCGCGCGGUGGCUGCGUGGCUCAGCUGUGCACGUCGCUGGCGCUGGGCUCGGCCGAGUGCGUCCUCCUGGCGGUGAUGGCUCUGGACCGUGCGGUCGCCGUGUGCCGCCCGCUGCGCUACGCCGGGCUCGCCUCGCCGCGCCUCUGCCGCGCGCUGGCCUGCGCCUCCUGGCUGGGCGGCCUCACCAACUCCGCAGCGCAAACAGCACUCCUGGCAGAGCUGCCACUGUGCAAGCCCCGCCGGCUGAACCACUUCAUCUGCGAGCUGCCGGCGCUGCUCAAGCUGGCCUGUGGCGGCGGCGGCGGCGGAAACGCCACCGAGAGCCAGAUGUUUGUCGCCCGCGUGGUCAUUCUGCUGGUACCGUCCGCCGUCAUCCUGGCCUCGUAUAGCGUGGUGGCCCAAGCUAUAUGUGGCAUGCGGUCCAGCGGUGGCCGGAGGAAAGCGGUGGGCACGUGUGGGUCUCACCUGACAGCCGUCUGCCUGUUCUAUGGCUCAGCCAUCUACACCUACCUGCAACCCACUGACCGCUACAACCAAGGGCGGGGCAAGUUCGUUUCGCUCUUCUACACGGUGGUCACGCCGGCCCUCAAUCCUCUUAUCUACACCCUCAGGAAUAAGGAAGUGAAGGGGGCGGCAAGGAGGCUCCUGGGGAGACUGGGGAGAGGGGAGCCCAGACAGUGA